UCCUGCACCACUCUUUCCUCUUUUUUUUUUUUUCAUUUCAAUUUUUUAGAGGUUGAAAGACGCGAUUGAGGGUACCAUCUAGAUCGUCAUUUAAUUCAUUUCCUACUUAUCGCAAAAUUUUUUCUUGAUUCGCUUUUCAACCGUUCCGCAAGAUGUCUGGCAUGCUUCCUGUUGCCGUCUACGGCCUCGAGGUGCCGGCUGGCGAUGUCAUCAUCCCAGCUGUUCCUGAUUUCCCUGCGACUUUCCGCAUCACCAUGGCCGCCAUUGACCCUAGCGCCCCGGCCCAGAAUGAUGCCGCCAACGGCAACGCCACUCCUCGUGCGACACUGAAGAUCAUUCGCCAGGCAAUUGAUGCCGAGGACGAGGACGACGAGGACGACGAGGAUGAGGAAUAUCUUCGCAGACUUAUCGGUGGCUCCGACUCUGAGGAGGAGGAGUCUUCUGACGAGGAAGCUAAUGGCGGUCCCAGCGACCCUUCCAAGAGCAAGAAGGCUCGCAAGGAGGCUGCCGUUGAGGCCCUGAAGAAGGCCCUCGCCGAGCAGGACGCCAUGGAGGUUGACGGCGAGGCUAAGAAGUCUACCAAGGGUAAGGGCAAGGCUAGCGAGGAGGAGGAGUCUGACGAGGAGAGCGACGAGGAGGACGACGAGGAGGGUGAGGACCUCGAGAUCGAGGAAUUUGUUAUUUGCACCCUCGACCCUGCCAAGCACUACCAGCAACCCCUUGACAUCACCAUCGGUGAGGGUGAGCGCUGCUUCUUUAAGGUCUCUGGUACUCACACUGUUUUCCUCACUGGUAACUACGUUGUGCCUGCUGGUGAUGACCACCACCACGACGAUGAGGAGGACGAGGAGGAUGAGGACUAUGACCUUUCUCCUGAUGAGGAUGAGCUCGACGAUGAGUACGAUGAGGACGAGGAGAGCGAUGAGCUUGAUACUCUCGAGAACCCCCGUAUCUCCGAAGUCGCCAGCGAGGACGAGGAGGUAGCUCCCAAGCUUGUUGAGGCUUCCAAGGCCGACAAGAAGGGUAAGAACAAGCGUGCCGCUGAGGAAACUGCCACUCUCGAUGCUGCCAUCGCCAAGGACCAGAAGAAGCAGAAGAACAACGCCGGCAAGGCCAUCGAGAAGAAGGAGGAGAAGGCCAAGGAGAGCCCCGCCGGCAAGGGCGAUAAGAAGGUUCAGUUCGCCAAGAACCUCGAGCAAGGUCCUACCGGCUCUGCCGCCAAAGAGGAGAAGGCCAAGGCCACUACCGGCGUGAAGACUGUUCAGGGCGUCAAGAUUGAUGACAAGAAGCUCGGUUCUGGUCCUGCGUCCAAGAAGGGCGACAAGGUCAGCAUGCGUUACAUUGGCAAGUUCCAGGACGGCAAGGUCUUUGAUGCCAAUAAGAAGGGCAAGCCUUUCACCUUUACUCUCGGCAAGGGUGAGGUCAUCAAGGGCUGGGACAUUGGUGUCGCCGGCAUGUCCGUCGGCGGUGAGCGCCGCAUUGUCAUCCCGUCCAACCUUGCCUAUGGCAGCCGUCCCCCGCCAGGCAUGCCCCCGAAUGCUGCCCUCACCUUCGACAUUAAGAUGCUGGAGAUUAAAUAAAUUGCCUGCAUUUGACCAGCUAGCAUGAUCUAAGGGUUCAUACGGGGAGUUUGGAAAGACUAGGUUUCAAAACGGAAAAUUGUCUCUUGUCUCUUUUUUUUUUUUUCAAGUACAUUAUCAAGCAUAUGUUUCGACAGGCUUUCGACCUUGUGUGCAUAUGCAGUUUGGAGAUUUUUUCUUUGUUCACAGCCGGCGCAUGAAUUGUUCAGGCUCUUGCGUGUCCUUCACUCAGCCAGUGGCAAGUGGAACUUGCGUUAAUGAGCGGGCUUCCUACUAGAUUGCUCUUCAACUCGGUCCUCAUCUGUUGAUUGUUGGACACUUGACCGGGUAUCUUGUACAAUUAAUUUCUCCUAGAUUGGCUAAAAGUUAACUUGAUUUCCAAAAUCC
This is a messenger RNA of Xylona heveae TC161, 1967 nucleotides long. RefSeq lists its product as hypothetical. The transcript is spliced from 4 exons. Bases 153 to 1580 code for a protein of 475 amino acids. Gene Ontology annotation, molecular function: peptidyl-prolyl cis-trans isomerase activity; macrolide binding. Gene Ontology annotation, cellular component: chromatin; nucleolus. NCBI's taxonomy places the organism in Eukaryota, Fungi, Ascomycota, Xylonomycetes, Xylonales, Xylonaceae. The record is from RefSeq and is a predicted model, not a curated record.